AUGGCCUUCCUCGGUGCCUCCAAAUUCAUGUCAGUUGCUACUCUUUUAGCCAUACUUUUACUACUCAUCAACUCUGCUCUGGGAGCUGCUGCACAGCCUAAAGGAGCAGGACGUAAACUUCUCCAAAACUCUGAUCCAGAUCUUCCUAGAGGAUAUGGAGUAUACCCCGGUGGUGGAGGAUACAUACCAUCAUAUCCUUCUGGUAGAGGCUAUACCCGAAAACCAUGA
Messenger RNA from Sphenostylis stenocarpa, 228 nucleotides. NCBI's taxonomy places the organism in Eukaryota, Viridiplantae, Streptophyta, Magnoliopsida, Fabales, Fabaceae. The record is from the annotation of a GenBank genome assembly.